AACUACCCAGAAUAGUCUGUUGCCGCCAUAAUUCCGCUAUAAUACUCUCCCAUGCCAACUCCUUCAUUCCUCCAAAAGAACCGGAGUUCUUAUAAGAGCAAUGGCAAACGGAAGCGUUCAGGAAGUUCUUCCCCCUUCUCUGGAUUCCACUUCCAGCCCACCUCCCCUCUUUGAUGGGACGACGAGGUUGUAUAUAGCUUACAUAUGCCCAUAUGCGCAGCGUGUCUGGAUUACUAGAAAUUACAAGGGACUCAAGGAUAAGAUACAACUGGUUCCUAUUAAUUUACAAAACAGGCCAGCUUGGUACAAGGAGAAAGUCUACCCUACAAAUAAGGUGCCAUCCUUGGAACAUAAUGAUAAAGUCAGAGGAGAGAGUCUCGACUUGAUUAAAUAUAUCGACAGCCACUUCGAAGGACCCCCACUUUUUCCUGAUGAUCCAGCCAAAAGAGAGUUUGCAGAAGAGUUGCUGUCCUACAGUGACACAUUCAAUGGAAUUGUGAUUACUUCAUUCAAGCAAGAUGAAGGGAAAGAACUUGGAGAAGCACUUGAUCACUUAGAAACUGCUCUUUCUAAAUUCAGCGAUGGCCCUUUCUUCCUUGGCCAAUUCAGUCUGGUGGACAUAGCCUAUGCUCCAUUUAUUGAAAGAUAUCAGAUCUUCUUGUCGGAAGUAAAGAAGUAUGACAUCACAGAAGGAAGACCAAAACUAGCAACAUGGAUUGAGGAGAUGGACAAGAUUGAGGCCUACAAAGAAACCAAAUGGGAUCCACAAGAGAUUGUCGAAAUCUACAACAAACGUUUCCUGGCAUAGCUUUGAAAACGGUAAUGGCUUUUUUCAAAGCAUGACAUUUUCUCUAUAAAUGUUUGAAGUUUCUUUGCUACCUGCUUAUUUGGUGAUAUUAAGGGCGAUUUCUGGUCUGCCAUGUGCAUGCACUAUCCGUCUAUGAAGGCCAAGGAGAUAUUAAAAAUAAAAUGAACUACACAUCAUAGUUGUCCUACAUCAGUUCUCCUUGGUUUUGUUAACUAAUAUAUUAUUGAACUUCAACUUGUAUUCUGAAUCUUUCUCAGUGCGGCAUAAAUAAGAUUACUUGAUUUUCAACUCUUU
Molecule: messenger RNA, 1102 nt
Organism: Nelumbo nucifera (sacred lotus)
Lineage: Eukaryota; Viridiplantae; Streptophyta; Magnoliopsida; Proteales; Nelumbonaceae
Product: glutathione S-transferase L3-like
Biological process (GO): protein glutathionylation
Molecular function (GO): glutathione transferase activity
Source: RefSeq, a predicted model, not a curated record